Molecule: messenger RNA, 2562 nt
Organism: Mycena citricolor
Lineage: Eukaryota; Fungi; Basidiomycota; Agaricomycetes; Agaricales; Mycenaceae
Source: the annotation of a GenBank genome assembly
CUGCGAUCGAUGGCGUUUUCGACGGCGUCGCGUUUGUAGAAGCCUCAGACCGGUAGAAAGUGAGAAAGAAAGACGAGGCAAAGAAAUCGCGGGAUCAACCUCAUGACGUAAGCCAUCACAAGUUGCUCUCCGUCGUCUUGAACGUUGAACGUUGGCCAUUUGCAUCUUCUAACGAACGCUAGUUUCGCGCUACUUCCCAUUCGUUGCGGCGAGAUUAGACGUAACGCUAAGUACCAGGACAUUGCACACUUCCAUGGAAGAAUACAACUCAUCUUCUGCGCGACCUACGGAUGCCCUCUUCCUGGAACGACUAGACGCUUUCUGCCGGGCAGAGGUGAAGAGUUUUGCUGAAAGGGAGAACCGUCCUGUUGACGAGAUCAGGCGUUGCGUCGCAGAGUGGCAUGGCCAGUAUCUAUUUCAACCUCAGCUACCUGAAUCUUUCGCGUCCGCUCAAGAGCGAAUACGCCGCAUUCAAACUGUUCUUGAGGAAACGUCUCGUAUGCUCGAGUCUCUCCGUGCGGUUUCUGGGGUACACUCCUUCAUUCUAGCCGUUGAUCCAACUGACUCGGAGCAUCCUGGAUUUCUCGGUGGCUCCGUAGAGGGCCGGGAGUUCUGGCGCGGUCAGCGCGGAGGAGGAGAUGCUGGGGCCAAAGCGUUCAAGGCCUACUGCGCAAAGCAUCUUCCGGAACCAGGGACUUCUGCUGCCGCAUCAUCACAUCCGACCCACCAAUCUGCGCGUUCAGUCAAGACAGAACUGUAUGAUAAAUUCCGCACUGUUCUGAGGUCUGUUAGCGGAGUCCGUAAUGCGGAAAUGAAAUGGUCCAAUCCUUCUCAGUUGGAGACAUACGGGGUCCGUCUUGUCGGCUGGCCAGCUUCCAUUCCAUCGCAAAAUCCGUCCUCCUUGAAGGCUAACCAGAACAAAGAGCUACUUGACGCAUUGAAAAGUGGUGCAAUACACUUUGCCCGAAUUUUGAGUGGCGUUGAGUAUGCUCAUGAUCGUGAAACCAUUGCGACCGACGAAGAACCAAGCUUUGAAUGGGCAAUUCAGUACGAUCAGAGUCGUCCUUCGCCGGAUGAUGCUCUGGAUCCAGAUGUAGCACAGACCAAUAAACGACGUCGCAUAGAUGACGAAGUUGCUUACGUGUAGUUGAUUUGCCAAGUCCCCCCUUCUGAAGUUGUCCUUCCUCUACCCCACCAUGUUCUCUUCAUUCUUUUCGACAUCUGCACCUGUGGAUCCGGAUGCCCCGACGUUCCACCCGACGUCGUCUGCAGUGUCUCCGGGCGAAGCCUUUGGUGCACUGCAAGCCAAGGACACCGAAUGGCUGUGUUCCACCAGCGGCUUCAUUGCUGAGACUCAGACAUUCUAUACGAUUGGGCAGGAUGGCACGUUCAUGAUGUGCCAGGUGAUUCACUCAUCCGUCGGAUUGUGGUAUCCGACCAUCCAAUUCAACUGCAAGAUCUACAACCCGACGACCAAGGCGACGACCUGGAAGUCGAUCAACGUUUCGAAUUUCGUCACUCCCCCGCCCGGCCACGACAAGCACUCGUGCAAGGCAGACGAGUUUUCGAUCACAUACGUCAAUGCGCCUGAAUCCGAGUUCCCUGAAAAGUACACCAUCCGCGCCAACGUUGCGGCGGACCUGCAGAUCUCGCUCGAGGUGUGCCGUCCGACCGCCAUCCCGGGGUACAAAGUCGGGGCGGGCGAGAAGGGCGGGUACUCGUACUUUGGACCCGACUCGAGCAAGCCCGAGGGCUACGUGAUCCACCGGUUCUGGCCUCGGUACUACGCGACGGGCCACAUCAUUCGCAGCGGUGCGGCUGAGGCCAUCCAGGGCCCAGGUCUUUUGUCCACGCGAUCCAGGGCAUGCGGCCCAACCUUGUCGCGAGCUCUUGGGACUUUGUGCACUUCCAGAGUAUUGACAAGGGCAUCUCUGCGACCCAGAUGCAGUUCAAGACGCUGAACACAUACGGGAGGAAGGGGUCCGAGAACCCCGGCGGCGUCGUCGUCAACGUCGGCUCGCUCGUGGUUGAUGAUAAACUCGUGGCCGUCACUGCCGAGACGCGUUGGCCGGACGAGGAGCUGAGCGCCGAUGCGCCGAUGAAGUCUCGGGCGGCUCACAGCAAAACUUUCUUCGAUGCCGACACGACAUACGACGCGCCGAGCGAGUUUGACUUUGAGUGGGCGGGUACAUCGCUGCUCGCGGACGCGCCUGGCUCGUUCACGGCCAAAUUGCACCUGGAUGUGGGCGACAAUGACGCGCCCAAGGGUCUUGUCGAGAAGGUUGAUUUCAUGGCGGAGAUCCCGAAGGUCAUCAAGAUGGCUGUGAGCUAUGUGGCUGGCACGAAGCCCUAUAUCUAUCAAUGGCUCAACCCCAGCAAGCUUGUUGUGAAUACACCGACUGAGAGUGUGGAGGUCGAGGGUACUGUGUAUAACGAAGCCACUUUCAUCUCUGCGGAAAGCUAGAGAAAUUGUGCAAACGUUAUUGUGUACGAUACAAUCUGAUUUGCUAAUUAUGUACGCUACGGAUAUCUCUCUCAAUAACCAUUACGCUUCUUCUGGAA